AUGGAGCAAGAUGAACACCAUCCGCAGAAUGCAAUUAAUAACCAUAGUAUUGUAUUUGCUGAAAACAUUGGACAGCAACGGGAAAUGGCUCGUCGGCGUUUAGAACAUGACCGUCGCUUUGAUGAAAUUAUGCAAGGUAUUACUGACGAUCAACAACCACCCAAUAAUGAUAUACUUAUUCACAAAAGCCAGCUGACACGACAACAGCGAUACAGACUGGGAGGAGCUGAGUAUCGAGCCAUUGACUUUUUGACUCAUCUUGUGCCUCUAUUUUACUUUGGAAAUGUCAUUUUAUUUUCCUUCUUGACUCGAAUUUAUAUUGCUUGUUCGAACUAUGCUCAAGGGGUCCUUCGUACCUCUAAUAACAAGCCAAUCAAUCCUUGGCUUUUUUCAUUUUUUUCCUCUAUGUCGUCGUUUAAUAAUCUGGGCCUAAUUCCAUUAGACGCCAGCAUGGUUCCGUUUCAAUCUGCACCAUGUAUGUUGAUUUUAUCAAUGUUGUUGAUAUUAAUGGGAAAUACAGCAUAUGCUAUCUGUUUGAGAUUCAUUAUUUGGGUACUUUAUAAAAUGACACCAAAGUCAUAUGUGAUACGUCGGGAAACUUUCAGGUAUUUGUUAGAUCAUCCACGUCGUUGUUAUACCACUCUUUUUCCCGCCACACAGACAAGAUGGCUCUUGAUUGUGUUGAUAGGUAUCACGAUGGUUGAGUUUAUGGCAUUUGUAGUCUUAAAUUAUUGGUUACCUGUAUUGAAAGGAAUUGAUUGGGGCUCACGGGUUUUAGAUGGUCUAUUUCAAUCAGUAGCGACAAGAAAUGCUGGUUAUGCAGUGGUUGAUUUAAUGAAAUUAAAUCCAGGCACACAAAUUAUAUUUAUUGUAGCAAUGUAUAUUAGUGUUUAUCCAGUUGCUAUCUCCAUGCGAAAUAGUAACGUGUAUCAGGAAAGAGCUUUAGGUAUUUAUAGUAAUCAGGAUGAAAAUAUGGAAUAUUUAGAAAUGUCGUCCUCCUCAGCACAUCGUCAACUUAAACGACACAGUACUAUGUCAAGCAUAGCUACAACCUCACGAAAGAUAUUACGAAAACCUAAUUUCUUUGUGAUGACACAGAUUCAACAUCAAUUAACAAGUGAGAUCUGUUGGGUUAUUGCCUCUAUUUUUGCUAUUUGUGUGAUUGAAUCAGAAGCGAUUCUUUCAGUUUCGCCCAUCACAAUGUCUUCAAUUAUUUAUGAAUGUGUCUCUGCCUUUGGUAAUGUAGGGGCUUCACUAGGCUAUCCAAAUACAUCAACUUCACAAUCACAACAAUAUCAUACUUUGAGUCUUCCUGCUUCUAUUGACAGAGCUGUUUUGCUUCCUUCAGAACAAUUAGAACAAAAAGAAAAAGAAGACCAUAUGAUUCGCAGAAAGAAUGCAUCGAUAGAUGGUUAUGAAUGCUCCAUUUUCUAUGAUAAUAGUGUUUGA
Messenger RNA from Cokeromyces recurvatus, 1449 nucleotides. RefSeq names its product cation transport protein-domain-containing protein. The coding region runs from base 1 to 1449 and encodes 482 amino acids. Gene Ontology annotation, cellular component: plasma membrane. The transcript is spliced from 4 exons. Gene Ontology annotation, biological process: intracellular potassium ion homeostasis; potassium ion import across plasma membrane. Lineage: Eukaryota; Fungi; Mucoromycota; Mucoromycetes; Mucorales; Mucoraceae. The record is from RefSeq and is a predicted model, not a curated record. Gene Ontology annotation, molecular function: high-affinity potassium ion transmembrane transporter activity.